CGCUAGGAAUACUAUGGUCGCUCACAAACGUAUUUUUCGGAGUCGGUGUCGACCGAUGAUGCGCGAAGCGCGCAAGGCGCACGUUCUCGCGCUACAAUGUCACGAUGCGAUCUCGCAACUCGCAACGUCCGGCGUCAGCGCGCACGUGUUCUACAGAACCCGAGGAGCUGAUUACGUAAAAUCGUCAGUGAUAAAAUAUUUCGACUCGAGCCAGCGAAUGGAGAACGGAGCCAGCGAGCGAACACGCGUAGCUCCAGUUUUACAGCGAUUGCGUGUACGUUACCCACGUGCCGAGACGUUGCGCGCAUAUAUUGUUGGAGCAGAUGUGAACCACGUGCGCGGACGAAACGCUGACCGCAUAACAGUUAUCGCACACAUGCAGUAAAGUAAUAGAGUGUGCAAGAAUGACUAUGUGUAACAGUUGAAAGCAAGGGCUGAAGAAAUUCUCUUGUAUCGAAGAUCUUUAAUUAAAAAAAAAAAUGGAUAAACCAUCAGUAGCGAUUGAUAGCGAUAUGAAAACCGACGAGGUGACACCACAAAUGGAAUCUUUCCGUGGAAACAGGAUGUACUGCAGAAAAUACUUCGGAUGGGUAAAAUAUAUAUCAGUAGAGCCGACUAUGUGGCUUUACAUGAUGGCAUUUAUGUUCACGUCAGUCGUCGAGCAAGACUUUUUUAGAUAUAAAGCAUGUCGGGUGGAUCACGGAUACUCUGAAGAAAUCUGUAUGAAGCUAAACGAUGAUGAUAAUAAAGCGAUAAAGACCAAAGUACAGAUGACCGUCUCGGAAUUUCAUCAAUGGAACGACAUUGCCGGGCAUGUAGUGCCUAUUAUCUUGGCAAUGUUUUAUGGCAACUGGAGCGACCGGCGAGGACGUAAAUUGCCGCUCGUCCUCGGUUUGACGGGCAAAUUGAUUUACUCCUUCAUGGUCGUGAUCAAUUCUAUGAUGAACACUUGGAAUCUGAACAUGGUAGUGUACACGGCAACCCUGCCGAUGAGCCUACUGGGCGGCGACGUGGCAAUCUUUGGCAGUUGCUUCGCGUACAUGUCGGACAUAAGCUCCGUGCAACAAAGAACUAUGAGAAUCACGAUCUUAGAUGUCGUUUAUCUCAGCACUAUGCCCUCGGGAGUUGCACUUGGAUCUUAUGUGUUUACUCAUUUAGUCAACAUGUCCUACACAAUUAUGUUCGCUAUAAACGCGACUUUACUCUUGCUGGCGAUUGUGUAUUCGCUCGUGUGGCUAAAAUGGCAAACGUCACCAAGGCAGCAACCACUUUCGGGCACCAACUGGCUGUUCGACUUCUUCGACACAAGACAUGUCGCCACGACAAUGCGAACGUUAGUGAAAUCGAGACGCAAUCAUGGCAAAUUGCACCUGUGGUUGCUUCUGCUCGCGAUGUGUCUAUAUACAUUCCAGAGAGACGAGAAACCGAAGAGUCAAAUGUAUACCUCACUAAUCUUUAAGUGGAACGUGGUGGAUUUUAGCAACUUUAAAACAUUCCAAUCGACUCUCUUCGUAUUAGCAAUGCUCAUUGGAGUGCCUAUCAUGAAUAAAUUAAUAGGAAUGAAGGACACUUUCAUCGUAGCGGUUGGAGCAAUAGCGCACGCAGCUGGAAGAAUAGUAUUUGUUUUAGCGGACCAGCCAAAAUUGUUUUACGUGGGUGCUGCUGUUGCUGCGUUAGGUCCCGUAGUAGCUCCGGUACUCAGAUCUAUGACCUCGAAACUUGUGCCCAUAGAGGAACGAGGAAAGGUAUUCGCGAUGCUUUCCGUAUGCGAUAACGCAGUACCGCUAUUUAGCGGUACUUUAUAUUCUCAACUUUAUAACGCUACGAUAAAGACAGCACCGAGCUCUUUCUAUUGGUUGACAUUCGCCACGCAGAUCGCCGUGCUCCUGUUAAUUCUAUUGAUCCAUUUUUCAUCGUGGUCUAAGCACGCGACUGAGCAACAGGAUUACAUUGAUGACGAGGCGGUAGCUCCAUCUCUUUCAAAUACAAUCGAAGCUAACUCGUCGAGUAAUGUAACGACCUAAUCUUAGAAAGCAUGUGAUAAGAUUGUAACCGCCUAUACGUAAAGCAUCAAAGGUCAUCUCGUCAAAGACUGAUGUUUCAUCUUGUAUAUUAAAAGGAAUAGUGUAAAUACACAAUACAUUUACAAUACUUAGAAUUCAUAUAACAAUCCACUUGAAAUAAGCAUAAACUUAUCGAUGUAUUUUUAAGUAUCGAUCAUGGUUAAUAUCUCAGGGAAAAUAAUAUAAAAUUAUAAUUUUGUUAAUAUAGCAAUAAAGUAAUUUUUAAAAUAGUUUAGAUAUUUUUUUAGAUAUUCGUAAGUAAUAAGAUUUCAAAAGUAUUUGAAGCAUAAUAAUAGAAGAUAUAUAAACUACAAUUCAAAAAAUAUAUAAUAUGUACAUUAUA
Molecule: messenger RNA, 2406 nt
Organism: Temnothorax curvispinosus
Lineage: Eukaryota; Metazoa; Arthropoda; Insecta; Hymenoptera; Formicidae
Product: proton-coupled folate transporter
Exons: 9
Coding region: 480-2024 (514 amino acids)
Biological process (GO): transmembrane transport
Cellular component (GO): membrane
Molecular function (GO): transmembrane transporter activity
Source: RefSeq, a predicted model, not a curated record